AUGACCACAUCCAAGUUUCUUUCUGGCGAGGAAAACAAGGGAAAGAUUCGAGUCGCAAUCAUUGGUGCAGGCCUCGCUGGACUUGCUGUCGCCAACGGUCUACUGAAGGACCCAGAGGAGAGAUUCGAUGUCCAGAUCUUUGAGCGAGACACGAUUGCAUUUAGCUCAGAGCGAGGCGGCUAUCAACUUCGCAUCAGCCGCAGUGGCCUGAAUGCCCUCAAGACAGUGUCCAGCCCUGAAGUCUGGUCUAAAGUCCGCGAGGUCUGGUCCGAGGACAAAGAGACGGCGCCUACGCUAGUUGACCCUUCUACCUUCAAGGCUCUCUUACGCCUAGAUGAGCACAAGUGGUAUCCCCUGAGCCGGUCUUUACCAGGACUCGGGCUGCGUCGUACGUUUCUGGAGCCGAUGCUCGCCCAAGGGAGGGUUCACUUCGGUUAUAACUUCCAGCGCUUUGAACUCAUUUCGGGUGAAAGACGUGGUGUGCGGCUGCAUUUCGAUGGUCACGACCCAGAGGAUGCCGACAUUCUCAUAGCAGCAGACGGCAGCAGCAGCCAGGUCAAUAAGCAAGUUGGCAUCAACAACAAGAUCAAGUUGCAGAGCCAGUUCUUGGUUCAAUCUCGGGGCCAUAUUCCACAAUCUGUCCGCGAUGAACUCCCCGAGUCGCUAGUCAGAGACGGCCCCGUCUUGUUCUUUGGCGGCAAGCAUGCCUUUGGGUAUGUGUCGAUCUACAAGAACACAGAAGAACUCAGUGUUGGUCAAAAGGCUUCAUACCAAUUGUUCUGGUCGAUCAUCAUAGCCAGAGCUCAUGGAGAAGAACUACUAGCCAAGGCCGGCUCGGAUCCUCAGAAGAUCGUUCCCCACCUCAUAGAAUACGUACGCAACGAGCUAGGCUAUGGCGAUCCUUUUGUUCGCAUCAUGCAAUCGGCGACUGAAUACAUUCGGACAGGCCCUUUGACCAGCUCUGUGAAGCCGGAUAAGGAUUGGCGAAAUGGAAUUGAUGAGAAUUCGAGAAUUCUCCUUGGCGAUGCCAUGCAUCUCAUGCCGCCGAGUCGUGGCAUGGGAGCAAAUCAGGCACUGACUGACGCUGCCAAUCUUGUUGAUCUGUUCCACAAAGCGACUUUCAGACAGGGUACGCCAUCUGAUCAAGAACUUGCCGCUUUGGUACGCACGUUCGAUGAAGAGAUGUUGAACCGUGCAUUCAACGUGGUGAAGUCUAGUGAGGCCCUGACCUCGCUGAAUUCGAGUAAGCUGACAGGCAGGAUGAUUGUAGCAUUUGUUGGAAUACUCAUGACCGCAGUGGGAUGGGUAUGCUCAUGCUUGGAGAUUGUCGGCUUGAAAGGCGAGCAAAAACUUGACUUUGUGUCGCAAAAUAAGUAG
Fusarium verticillioides 7600 is the source of this 1377-nucleotide messenger RNA. RefSeq lists its product as hypothetical. The coding region runs from base 1 to 1377 and encodes 458 amino acids. The transcript has a single exon. Gene Ontology annotation, molecular function: FAD binding. The record is from RefSeq and is a predicted model, not a curated record. NCBI's taxonomy places the organism in Eukaryota, Fungi, Ascomycota, Sordariomycetes, Hypocreales, Nectriaceae.